AUGAAUACCGGGUGUUUUAAAGGAACAGUUCUUAAAAGUCUUUUUAUUCCAAAAUAUGUCUCAGUGAUAUAUGCAAACAUAGAAUCACCAAAACCGCUUAAAACAAUCGAAUGCGAUGAAUUAAGUGAAUUAUUCACUUCAGUGAAUGGGAUUUUAUAUACAAAAGAUAAAAAAUCACUCGUUUUCUUUCCGAGAAAUCACUCCAAAUCAUUCACAACUCCAGACUUUAUUGAAAAUAUUGGAUAUUUUGCAUUUGGAUAUUCAUUGCUCGAAUCCAUUACAUGUACGCCAAACGUCAAAACAAUCGAAACAUAUGCAUUUGUUAACUCGCAAUUAAAGUCAUUGAAUCUUCCAUCUUUCAUUAAUUUAAAUGGCAUUGGACAAUUUCAAAGUUGCCUAAGCCUAAAUGAAAUUACGAUUGAGGAUGGAGUCACAAUAAUUAGCCCUUUAUGCUUUUCAGUGGCAAAUAUAUCUAGUAUUGUAUUUCCAAAUACAUUAAAAAUUAUUGGCCCUAAUGUUUUUUCAUAUUGUUAUAAUCUGAUUAAUGUAACAAUCCCCAGUUCAGUUACAUAUUUAGGAGGUAGAUGUUUCUCUUCGCAUACCAACAUUACUUUUGAGGAAGGAUCUAGAUUCAUCCGAGAUGAUCAAAAUCUAAUAUAUAAUUCAAGAACAGCUCUGUCUUUAUGUUUGAGCGAGAAAGAAUCAUAUACAAUUCCAGAAAAUGUUGAAGUGAUUCGUGACAGCGUAUUUAGUGAAAAUGGCAAUCUAAAAACUAUUGUUUUUGAUGGUGAAACCAUGCUUAGAGCUAUAGAUCCCUAUGCAUUUGCAAACUGCAGAAAUUUAACAAAUAUUAUUCUUCCAAAUUCUCUUGAAACAAUUGGACGAUGCGCAUUUUUAGGUUGCACAGCAAUCAGAAAUUUAAAAUUCGGAAACAAACUGAAAGCAAUAUAUGAUGUAACUUUUCAAGGUUGUACAAGUCUUGAAACAAUCGAUUUUUCAGAAUGCGGAAAUGCAACAAUUAGAGAAAAUGUAUUUAAUUCUUGUAAGAAUCUCAAAAAUAUAGUUUUCUCAAACAAUUUAACAGCGAUUCAGAGUUCAUGUUUCUUGAAUUGUUUUUCGUUGAGAGAAAUUGUUUUCCCAUCAUCAUUAGAGAAUAUUCAUUCAUAUGCAUUCAGUAACACAGGAAUCACAAACAUCACAUUCCCAGCAGACUGUAAACUUACAUCUAUUGGUAUGGGUUGUUUCAGCAAAUGUUAUAAUCUUUCACACAUCACACUUCCUCCAAAUGUCAAAGAGAUCGGAUCUAACUGCUUCGAGAACACGAACAUCACAACUUUCAUAGUUCCAAAUCGCACAGAGUACAUGUCAGACUACGUCUUCAAAGGAUGCACAAACCUCGUCAAGUUCACAAUUCCAGAAGACUGCUCUCUUCGAAACAUCGGUAACUUGUUCUUCGACGGAUGUUCAUCUCUUUCUGUCAUCGAAUGUCCACGAAGUGAAUACUUCUCAGUCGAUGUCGGUGCUCUUUACAACAAGUCGGAGACAGUCCUCUUCUGCUUCCCUCCAGCGUCAGAUAUCAAGUUCUUCAACCUCCCACAGACACUUCGAACUAUAUCAUCAGGCGCAUUCAUCGGAUGCAGAAAUCUGAUCAGCAUCUCUAUCCCAGAUGACUCCGUUCGUACCAUCAAACAAUAUGCAUUCGCGAACUGCUCUUCACUGACAUCGAUCAACAUCCCUAAGUGCGUCGAAAACGUCGAGAGUUCUAUCUUCUUCGGAUGUGAUCAUCUUCGAUGUGGUGUCAUCAUCGAGAACAGGUCAAUCUCAUUCAUUCGAAAGAUCAUAUCAGAAUGUCUUCUUAACCCUAAAGCUAUAUACUCAUGUGACUUCCUUACAUGUCAAUGCAGAAUCAUCAACACUGAAAUCACAAAAUCACUUCUCUAUGCAUGCACUAUUAUUCUAUACUUAGGACUAUUCUAA
Messenger RNA from Trichomonas vaginalis G3, 1977 nucleotides. Its product is annotated as antigen BSP-related family. The transcript has a single exon. The record is from RefSeq and is a predicted model, not a curated record. NCBI's taxonomy places the organism in Eukaryota, Parabasalia, Trichomonadida, Trichomonadidae. Bases 1 to 1977 code for a protein of 658 amino acids.